UGUAUACCCCACAAAUAAUUAGUUGAACAAUAAAAAAGAUGAAGAGAGUACCAAUUCUCUGAAAAGACCUGUGAGACUCCACUAAACUGAACGAGAAUAAGAGACGAGAAGACUUACUAGAGUCCUCACAGAUAAUAGAGUAUAGCUCAAGUCAUAAGAAGAACCCUUCGAUUAGGUUUACAGACCCAAAUAUCAUCAAGCAUACAAUAAAUAGUAGGCAUAGAAGGGAUGAAUCAAGGACUAAGCAUCGUCAGUUCUCCAAACUUUCUCGAAGAGAUAUUCUACCAAAACAAGUUCAAAAUUUAGAUAGUGAUUCCGGAUGCUACCUCAAAGUUGAAGAACCAGAGCCUCGUGGUUCUUUAGUUAAACAGUACCUUGGCCAAAAGCCUAUGAAUUUUAUGAAAAAUAAUGAAGACAAGACUAUAAGAAGAAAAGUGUCAAGCUUCACUCCAAUGAGAAGGGACUUUAAAAUGACAUUACCCAAAAUGCCAGUGUUGCAGAAUCCUGAUCUCAGUAAGAAGAUCAAAGCAUAUGAUCAGUAUUUUUGAAGCCAAAAACCCAAACACCUAAAUAAUUUCAGGAAAAACUUGAGUAAAUCUGAUCAAAAACCAGCGGCAAAGAAGCAAGAGUUGGUGGAUCUCUCUAAGAAAGAAUCUCAAAAUUUGCCGAUUCUAAAUUCUCAAAUCUCAACCCAAGAUGAUACUAGCAUGAAUAAUUAUGAGAAAUCUUCAGUGUGGCCCCAGUCCAAACUUAAGAAGGAUUAUUACUCAAAUCCUAUCAAUCUGAUCCAUUCAAAAGUUCAAACGAGUAGAGUGAAUCAGAGUGUCUCUUUACUGAUCGAGAAGGAUCCACUUAACAGAGAUGUAGAAAUAGCCUUCAAGAAGCAGAGCAUUAGGGUGAACCCCCGUGUGAAAGUGAGCCUGUACUCUCCAAGUUCCCAGUUAGGACCCAAGAAGUUCACCUCUUUAAUCCAAAGCUACGGUUCUAAUAAACCAGGAAUUUUUAAAAGAAGGAAGCAAAAUCAUUUAUCCCCUUCCUUACAAAGGGAACAUGAAAAAUACUUAUCUAUUGAGAUGAAGAACAGAAGGGACUUGAACAACUCUGUAGAUCUGUAUAAACCCCAGUUAAAGUCUUCCAGACUCAUUGGACAGAGAGACUGGUCUAUUAGUACUUCCUCCAGGAAAGAGAAUAAUAGAUAUAACAUUAAUUCAAAGAAUUUGAAAGUUUAUGAAAAGUUGAACGAAAAUUCCCAAAAUAACCAAGAAAAAGAGCCGAAAAGUGAUACCAAAAAAGUUUUUAAAGAGAAGAGAUCGCUAAGACUUAAUACUAGAAGACUCUCUGAUGAAACUCUUAGUAAUUUCAAAGAAAGAAAACUUGGCAAGCCAAGAUUCCCAGUCAAACCAGCCAAAGUGAUAAAAGCUCCCAUUGAGCCUGAGAAAAGUUUUAAGCGAGGAGUUGUAUACAGAGGUGAGAGAUUUUAUGAACUUGAUGAAAUCAAGAAGCUUAUCCACUUCAAACACCUUGAUUGACUCCAUGUUGAUAGUGACUCAGAGAUAUAAUAUACCCUUAUUAUUCAUUAGUUUUCAAUAU
Moneuplotes crassus is the source of this 1590-nucleotide messenger RNA. The record is from the annotation of a GenBank genome assembly. Lineage: Eukaryota; Ciliophora; Spirotrichea; Euplotida; Euplotidae.